GUUUAGACAAGCAUUUGGGUGAGCUUAUAUUGUUUCGCUCCACACCAUAAGAAAACAGAGCGGCACAGCUACCAGAAACGUAUAUGAUAAUCGAACGAGAUUGGCACGAGACUGACGCCACAGGUACACAGAUAUGUUCCGAGUGAUCCGGUUGAUACACCAUGUAUCACUCCAUAUUAGCUUUCUCAAAACUUAGGCGUCUUCGGGUGUAGACUCAAAGCUGGAUAGGGGGGGUCAGUAAUGACAAACUCAACAAGGGCUAUCAUAUCCCUUUUACAUGUCUUCACGUAUGCCCACGACAUUAUUCUGUACUUUGCCAUUCUGCCAUUCUUCUGCUUCAUUAUUGAUGAAAUAUGAUUGCAGUACAGCUUCCCACCAUGCUUUGGCUUGCGACUUUGGUAUCAGUCGCCAUGGCUCAAACCUCGUUUAACAUGUUUCCAGUGAUUGGUGCUGCAGGUCUUGCUGCGAAUAUAGGAUGGACGAGAGAUUGUGUUGUUGCUAUGAACGCGACCUUGAAUUGUGACCCGACCCUCUAUCGUAUGGCAGGUCAAAUCGACAUGUACUAUUGGUCUCAAGACAACUUGACAGCUUUGUGCACAGAUAGUUGUGUCUCAGACAGUAGCAUUUGGGUUGGAAAUGUAGGAGAUGCUUGUGGAGGCCAAACGUACAACGUGGGAGGCAAGCUUGCACCGGUGGACACAGUCGCCCUUCGUUAUGUAGAAGGGAUCACAAUGGCAUGCUUGAAGGCUAAUAAUUUACCCUUCAAUUAUACCAGCAAUUCAACCAGCAACGAUCAAAGUUUGACUGGAGACUUUCUCGGAGAUCCAAACACAGGAGUCCAAACAAACGCCACGACAGGCAACCCACUUUAUGAUCCACACGAUGUUGCACCAUCUAGUAACGACACUUUACCGGUCCUCAAUAUUACCGAUCCGGCCUAUUAUGAUCAAGGACCCGCAUGGUGCUACCUCGAAUCGCAAAAUUGGAUCGGAGUAGAUGUCGAUGAGCCAGAUUGUACCGCCAAUCCAUCAAACGUAUUCUGCACAGAUCCUUCUGCCAUGACCAGAAUGGCCAACUUGUACUACGAUACAACCCUUUGUAGCCCCUGUUUCCUGACAGUCAUGUGGUAUCGCCUCAAUUCGCUUUUCCUCCCAGACACGGACUACUCGGACUAUUUGAUCGCGCAAUAUCAAGACAUCCAAGAUAUCUGCCAGGUAAAGAUGCCAGAAACCAUAAUCCGCGCACUACCGAACUACCCCUUAGCCCCGAACACAACCUAUCUCCCACCAGGAACAGACCCAGCCAACAAUUCAAGCGCUCCCAACUCAAACUCGGGAACAUGUUCUGGCCAGACUUUGGCAGCUAGUAGCGCUGGUUGUACCAGCUUGUCACAGACAUACGGUGUUACAACUGGAGAUCUACAGGCAGCUACCGGGUCGGAUACUUGCGUAGUAUCAAAUGCUACAUGCGUGCCCAGGCCAUGUACUCUCAAGCAAGUCGUCGCUGGCGAUAGUUGCAAGAGCCUGUCAACCGCCUAUACCACCAGCGCCCUUAACGUGUCAACAUCUUUAUUCCUCUCCUGGAAUCCGAAUAUUAUAGGGCUAUGCGACAGCCUAACAGCCGGGCAGUAUAUCUGCUCCUCCCCACCAGGAGGCGCCUACACCCUGCUGCCGCCGAUCAAUGGCACCAACGCAGACUCAGCUGGCCAAGUUCGGGGUGGUCAAGGGCCUGUCGGAGUUGUCCCGACCACGAAUUCCACUGCCGCAGCACCAACUCAAGCAGGUAUAUCGCCCAACUGCACAAAGUUCGCGUAUGCAAGCACGGGCGACACUUGCUUUGGAUUUACGCAAUCGUUCGGUAUCACCCUUGCUGAUUUCACCAAAUGGAAUCCCGCAUUAGGCUAUCCAGAUGGCCAUAAUUGCACCACCCAAUUCUGGGCCCAGUACGAUUACUGCGUCCAAGUCUCCGGAGGCAGCAGUUCCAGCAGCACAACCUCAAAGCCACCUACCUCAACCAGCACUCUCCCCUACCCAACCCAAAGCGGCAUCAUCUCCACAUGCAACAAAUUCAACAACGCCGUAACUGGCGACACCUGCAGCGCCUUCGCCACAUCAAACAAAAUCACCACCGCACAGCUCUACCUCUGGAACCCCGUCCUCGGACCCAACGGUGAAAAUUGCGCAACAAAGUUCCAAGCCAACGUAGACUACUGCGUCGGUGUAUCAUCCUCAUCACCCACCACAACCACAUCUCGCCCACCUGCCACCACCACCUCGACGAAAACAUCGCUCCCGUACCCCACCCAGAGCGGCAUAAUCGCAACCUGUAAUAAAUUCAAAAACGCAGUCACUGGCGACUUCUGCUCCCAAUUCGCGACCAACAACGGCAUCACCACCGCUCAACUCUACGCCUGGAACCCGGUCCUAGGUCCCAAUGGAGAGAACUGCGCAACGCAGUUCCAAGCCAAUGUCGAUUAUUGCGUGGGUGUGAGUUCGUCUGCAGCAACUAGUACGACGAAGACAAGCUCGGUGAUUCCGACGCAGAGUGGGAUCGCGAAGAAUUGUAAUAAGAUUGUGGUGGCGAAGAGUGGUGAUUUUUGUUUCGCGUUUGCGCAGAACAAUGCUAUUACGACUGCGCAGUUAUAUGCUUGGAACCCGGUAUUGGGCCCCAACGGAGAGAAUUGUUCGACGCAGUUUCAGCUUGGCGAGGGCUAUUGCGUUUCUGUGUCUUCAUAGGAGGUAUAAUUCUGGGUACGGUAGUAAGCUUCAAUAUAUAUUAUGUAUCACAGGGCCUUGAGAAUGCUUAGUUUAGAGCGUAUCUGGGCCAAAGGACUUUUGAUUGACUAUGCUGUCUACUGCAUUGACUCAUCGCCAUUGAACCGCACCACUCCAAAUACAACUUCAUUAUUUGACCGUGCGGCUGUUUGAAAUGAAAGAUCGACUCUGCCGCAAUCCCGUUCGAUCUCAAUCCGAAUCAAACAUUCCCGGAGGGUCAGGAAACAUUUCGUCCAUUUUCUGCCUAUCUUCUGCAUUUUUCUUGCUCUCUUGAUCCAACAAUGCCGCUCGGCAUGCCUCCUUGUCGAAACGAUCUGGCCAACCGUAGUUCAGAUACGUGUUGUAAACAUGCUAAAAUAUCCCGUCAGCACUUCCAUGACUUUUGAGACCCGGAAUUCAAAACUCCAAAAUUGAGACGUACCGCUGCAUGCUUCCUCUGCUCAACAUCCACCUCAUCUUCUCCCUCUCGCGGCCGAUACUCCCACGUGCUGAAACCUUCACUCCUCAAAAGCUCCUCCUCCUCCGCCGCAAAAACCGCACGACUGACAAACCUCCCCCCAGUCGGCUCCCCACUCGGAUUAGGCACCAACAUCCACACGAGCUUCUUAAAUCUCUCCGUCCAGGCGUCAAAGAACUCCUUCACAGGAACCUUCUCAUACAUCUUCCACUGCUCCUCAAACGGAACAGCGUCAUACUCUUCAUACGGCACUUGGAGUUGCGAUCCUGAACUCAUGUGAGUGAUGAUCCCCUCGUUGGUAUCGAGGAUCAAGGCGAUGCCUUCGCGGUCAAUGGACCGGCUGAGGUAGACGCAGUGGUCUGGGAGGGGGUAGAUGUCUUCUGCGAAGGAGCCGCCGGUGCGUUGACCUUGGGAUGAGGAGGAGUAGUUGAUGGCUAGGGUUUCAUAAUUGAUGAGAAUUCUUUCCGAGAUGCUCUCCGAUUGCAGGUACGGGAGGUGGCGGAGUAGAGAGAUGACAGUUGCGUUUUUGGAGGGGGUGGGUUCUGAGAUGGUGGGCCAGCCGGUAGGGGGUGGGGUGAUGAGGGUGGUUGAGGGCAGGUAAGGGUGCAGGAUGAUUUGUUGGUAGAGUUUGAGGAUUGCGGAGAUGGUUUCGUCUUGUGAGUACAUUUUGAUGGUGGUGGGGUGUUGUG
Cadophora gregata is the source of this 3920-nucleotide messenger RNA. RefSeq lists its product as uncharacterized. The transcript has 11 exons. Bases 354 to 2735 code for a protein of 793 amino acids. The record is from RefSeq and is a predicted model, not a curated record. NCBI's taxonomy places the organism in Eukaryota, Fungi, Ascomycota, Leotiomycetes, Helotiales, Ploettnerulaceae.